ACUUCCUUUUUAAUUCCGGAUGUUUAUACCGAUGGAACGUCCAAGAAUUUGUUGCUAAGAUAUUAUUUAAUAAAAAUCAGCCAACUCCGUCCAUUUUUUGUGAUCAAGCUCUUGCAAAUAAUUUAUUAGUUUUUAUAAUCCUUAUCUACUAUCAAGAUUUGAACGGUUUAAUACCGAUCUAAAUAAUUUCCGUAACCUUGCCACAUUGCGAAAGGGGAUGCAUAAUGUCCGAUAAUAAUCCUCUUGAAGUGUUCAAUUCACAAUCGAAGACAUUGUUAGAAAAAUGGAAUAUACCGUCACACGUAAAACCUACAUUCGAUAAAGAGGGAAGAUGCAACGUUCACAAUCUAACAGGUAGCGCAAGAACUGUUCAAAUGACCUGGCAAGCUGACAAAUCGCUUAAAGAUGGUGCUAGAUAUAACUACGUUGUGCUCCAAACGUUUAUACCAGAAUUUGAGGAAUUUGCCUUUGAAAUCAAUGUGUCAUUGCCGAACGAAAGUAAUAAGCGCAGACUCUUCUUUACAACGAAUGCUAAAGAUAUGAAACGAGAGACUUUUCAUGCUAGAAUUCCAUUAGGAAUAGUUAAGCGAAAAACGUGGUUAAACUUAUGUGUGGACGUUAUUUCAUUUAUGAAAUUAUGGAAUGAGGAAAAUUUUAAUGCCAUCGAAAAUUUGUCAAUUUCGGCUAAUUGCAAACUUCGUAGAAUCUUUGUUCUAAAACCGAAUACAACAAACACUGAGUCUUCCGCAUCAUCAGAUAUUAGAAUACCCAAGCACUUUGAAUAUUCACAUUCUUUAAAUCACGAAACGCAACUCAUUGACUAUUUUUGCAUUGUUAGAGAAUAUGGCUCCAUUGAACUAAGAAUCGGCAGUGGAGAAAUGAAGCAACCUCAUCCACCUUCUACAAUGCCAAAUCAAAAGCCACGACCAGGUCGAAAGGUUAAAAGUGGUGGUAAAGGGAAAGCAACGUCUGCACAAGAUGAAAAUAAAAAUUUAAGCGAAGAAUUAUCUGAUGUUAUCGACACUUUAAAUAAAGGGGACAAAAUUAACAAGACGUCUGACACAGACGAAAAAUCAGAACCUACUUUAUAUACUUACUCUUCACAACCUGUGGCUGUUCAACGAAAGAGCCCUUCAACGAAAGCUAUAAGAAAUCGCCAAGUGUUUAAACAGAAUAUCAAGAUAGACGACAACGACUUUGUUUCCGAUUCUGACGGAGAUUCAGAUAAAGAGAGAAGACAUAAAGAUGACAAGUGCCAAGAGAAACCUAAAAGAACUAUGCUAAAACGUAGUGUUAAGAAAAACACUUUAAAAUUAAGCUCUUAUAACAACGUUGUCCAACAGAAAAAACCAACCGAUGCAAAACUUUCCGUCCAAGAAUAUACAACAGUUGGUUCUUUUGAGAUAGAUAGCAUUGAAGCAGACAUAAUUAGAGCUAUGCAAAAGGAAGAUGAAGAAACCUAUCAGAGCAAUAACUUUGAGAGGUUUAAGGAUCAUACUUUUGGAAAAGACCCUGAGGAGGAUCACUUUGUCGAAACUAACAAUCAUUUAUUAGUUCAAGAUGUACAUUUGUACAAGGACGAAAUUAAAGAUCAGUCUGGAAGAUGGAGUACUGAUUUUUUCAGUCAAAGUCAUGUUCGAAAUGAUCUCAGAGAAAUGAAUAAGAAACAUUCGUCCGGCCCGGUCAAACAAAACUCUUCAGAUUCUUCUAGCGACGAGGAUGAGAUGUUAGACUUGUAUUUUGAUCCAACUUUAAAUUGUUACUUCGAUCCAGACUCUAAGAUUUACUAUGAGCUGAAAUAA
Molecule: messenger RNA, 1802 nt
Organism: Dimorphilus gyrociliatus
Lineage: Eukaryota; Metazoa; Annelida; Polychaeta; Dinophilidae
Source: the annotation of a GenBank genome assembly